AUGAAAAGCACUGGUUUCGAGGGCGAGGGUAGCGCCGCCAACAACCUCAAUGGCGCCCGUCCUGUCUGGAGUCUGCGCUGCGUGCGCGGCGUCGCCACGAGAUGCCAGCGCUGCGAGAACCGUCAUUAUUCUUGCGAGGAAGUGCCCGCGCUUGUUAUGGGUAACGUGCGCGCUGCUCUCCGCUCGAUCGCUGAUGUGGUUGACCUCUCCAUGGGACUCGACGAGGAGUUGUCCCGGGCCCUGCUGCACAUCGCUGGUGAGUUCAUGCACCGUCUGGUGGUGCUCGUUCGGGGCCACAAGAGGGCCUACGGGCUGGUUACUGGCCCCAAUGGGGCGGUGAGUCGGGCCGCCUAUGGCGGUGUCGUGAUGGAGUCGCGCGCAGCUCGAGACCGCAUGCUUCUGGCGUCCAACGAUGGCGGCACUAACCCCGAGCGGUUCUAUUUGCGACUCGGGGCCGGCGAUCCCCUUCAUCAAAGUGGCUCGAGGACCGCCGCAUUUUCAUGGACCUGGUUGGUCGCAAUGCGUCCGAACAGGGUCUCUCGUUCGUCCACGUCGACCGUAGCAAGCGGCGCCUUGAUCCCGCUCCUCCCUAGCGCGCUUCUGCCGUGGUUCGCCUGUGAGCCGGCGCUGGGCCGCAGGUAUGUUGAAGGUUUUUUUUUUUUGUGGGUUCUGAGCGACACGAGUGCGAGGCAUGCUCGUUUGCCCGGUGGGAAUCAUGUGUCGACUCCUGAACGGACACGCAUUAUGGCCGGCCUUCUCACGUUGAUUUGA
This is a messenger RNA of Sporothrix schenckii 1099-18, 771 nucleotides long. RefSeq lists its product as uncharacterized. The transcript is spliced from 2 exons. The coding region runs from base 1 to 771 and encodes 256 amino acids. NCBI's taxonomy places the organism in Eukaryota, Fungi, Ascomycota, Sordariomycetes, Ophiostomatales, Ophiostomataceae. The record is from RefSeq and is a predicted model, not a curated record.